This is a messenger RNA of Thalassophryne amazonica, 8902 nucleotides long. RefSeq names its product plexin A4 (gene plxna4). Bases 495 to 6275 code for a protein of 1926 amino acids. The record is from RefSeq and is a predicted model, not a curated record. Gene Ontology annotation, molecular function: protein binding; semaphorin receptor activity. Gene Ontology annotation, cellular component: semaphorin receptor complex. Gene Ontology annotation, biological process: negative regulation of cell adhesion; regulation of cell shape; positive regulation of axonogenesis. The transcript is spliced from 32 exons. Lineage: Eukaryota; Metazoa; Chordata; Actinopteri; Batrachoidiformes; Batrachoididae.
CCGCACUGAGACACAUCUCUGCGCACUCGCACGCACGCGCAGCCUCCUGCGGUAGCGGUAUCCCGCGUAACGGCGCAGAGGCUUUUCCAGCGGCAUACCAAGUGCGUCCUCCUCCUCGUCCUCCUCCGCCUCCAGGCCGGGAAUGGGAGGUGCAGCUCCCGGGUGUCAGCGCGCACAGAUCGGCGCAGUCGGCUCCCGCUGAUCUGGGAUGCUGCUGGAAGUCUGCCGCUCUCUGGAACCGCAUGCGAACGGGAUUUAAAGCGGACAAGCCGUUUGAUCAGGAUAUAACAUCUACGUUUCACCCUCUUCUUCUUUUUUUUUUUCUUUUUUUUGGCGGAGGGAGUCCAAGGAGUUGGGGAUUGCUCCGGACGUGGCUCUUAUCCGCAGUGCCGAUGCGGCUGUGAAGUGAGAUCUGCAUAGAUUAUACAGGUACAUAAUGUCCUCAAGAGAGGCUUGAUCCUGAUUGGCUGAAAGUACCAGACAGUGCCUCCUUCAUGCUCCUAACCACGCCCAGCCUCCACGCAGCUAUGACGUCCCACGCCAAAACACGGACCUGUUUUUUAGUCUGCUGCUUCCUAUCAAGUUUGGCACUUCCUGUGACAUCACAAACAGUGGUACUGGCCCCGCACGCCCAUAGCGCCGGUUCCCAGGUGAUCACGGCGUCUCUUCAGCAGGAGGAGUACGCGUCAUUCCAUGCAGAGAACCCUGAAUGGACUUUCAACCAUCUGGCGGUGGACUACCGCAAUGGAAAUGUUUAUUUGGGAGCAGUCAAUCGUAUUUAUAAGCUGUCGCCAGGCUUGGAGGUCCAGGUGUCACAUGAAACGGGCCCAGACGAAGACAACCGCAAGUGCUACCCACCACGCAUUGUCCAACCCUGCAGUGAACCACUGACUCUUACCAACAAUGUCAACAAGAUGCUUCUGAUGGACUACCGGGAGAACCGGCUGCUAGCUUGUGGUAGCCUAUACCAGGGCAUCUGCAAACUCCUCCGCUUGGAUGAUCUCUUCAAACUGGGAGAGCCGUUUCACAAAAAGGAGCACUACCUCUCUGGUGUCAAUGAGAGCGGCUCAGUGUUUGGUGUCAUUGUGUCAUAUGGCAAUGCCUCUCCAGACAUGUUAUUUGUCGCCACAGCAGUGGACGGCAAGCCAGAGUAUUUCCCUACUAUCUCUAGCCGCAAGUUGGCUAGAAACUCAGAGGAGGAUGGCAUGUUUGCCUACGUCUUCCAUGACGAGUUUGUGGCCUCUAUGAUUAAGAUCCCUUCAGACACCUUCACUGUCAUCCCAGAUUUUGACAUAUACUAUAUUUAUGGCUUUGCCAGUGGGAACUUUGUCUACUUUCUGACUUUACAGCCUGAAAUGGGUGGCGGGCCAACCACAGGAUCUUCCUCUGCAGGUCGGGAACAGGUGUACACCUCUAAGAUUGUGCGUCUCUGCAAGGCGGACACUGCUUUCAACUCCUAUGUGGAGGUGCCCAUCGGAUGCGUUAGCGGCAAUGUGGAGUACCGAUUACUUGAAGCAGCCUACCUGUCUAAAGCCGGUGCUAUCCUGGCGCGCUCGCUGGAUGUGGCGCCAGACGAUGACGUGCUUUUUGCUGUCUUCUCCAAAGGACAGAAGAGACGUCCACGCCAGGCUUCCCAGGACUCUGCACUGUGUGUCUUCUCUCUAAGGAAGAUCAAUGAAAAGAUCAAGGAAAGGCUGCAGUCCUGCUACAAGGGUGAAGGCACGCUUGACUUGGCUUGGCUCAAAGUCAAAGACAUUCCCUGCAGCAGUGCGCUCUUGACCAUCGACGAUGACUUCUGUGGCCUGGACAUGAACGCGCCGCUGGGCGUGUCGGAGAUGGUGCACGGUAAGCCUCUCUUCUCCGACGCCGUGGACAAAAUGACCUCCGUCGUGGCCUACGUCUACAAGAACCACUCGCUGGUCUUCGUGGGCACAAAGAGCGGACGAGUCAAGAAGAUCCGGGUCGACGGCUCCUCCCGCGCUCUGCAGUACGAGACCAUUCAGGCGGUGGAAAAUGGACCCAUCCUCAGAGACAUGGCGUUCUCUUCUGACCACCACCACCUCUACGCCAUGUCUGAGACCCAGCUGUCCAGGGUACCAGUAGAAGCCUGUGGUCAGCACUCAACCUGCAGCGAGUGCCUUGGUUCAGGAGAUCCCCACUGUGGCUGGUGUGUGCUGCACAACAUGUGCACCAGAAAGGAGAAAUGUGAACGCUCAUCAGAGCCCCGACGCUUUGCUUCGGACAUCAAGCAGUGUGUGCGUCUGAGUGUCCACCCAAAUAACAUCUCAGUGUCCCAGUUUAGUGUCACAUUGGUGCUGGAAGCUCACAAUGUUCCAGAACUUUCUGCAGGUGUCAAUUGCACCUUUGAAGACCUCGCUGAAAUGGACGGCUUGGUAGAGGGGAACCGGAUCAAAUGUUCCUCCCCUGCACAGAAGGAGAUGCCACGUAUUAUUGUUGACAAAGGUGAUCACCAGAUUGUCCAACUUUACCUCAAGUCCAAGGAGACGGGACUUGCAUUUGCAAACACCAGUUUUGUCUUCUACAACUGCAGCGUGCACAAGUCGUGUCUGUCAUGUGUCAUUAGUCCCUACCAGUGCCACUGGUGCAAAUACAAACACGACUGUACGCAUGACCCUCGCACAUGUUCCUUUCAGGAAGGCCGAGUUAAGAUGCUCGAGGAAUGUCCCCAGUUGUUGCCUGCUGAGCGGAUCCUGGUGCCGGUCAAUGUGGUGAAGCCCAUCACGUUGCGGGCCAAGAACCUCCCCCAGCCCCAGUCUGGUCAGAGGGGUUACGAGUGUCUGCUGACCAUUCAGGGAGUGGAACACCGGGUUCCAGCGCUGCGCUUCAACAGCUCCUCUGUGCAGUGUCAGAACACAUCGUAUUCCUACGAUGGGAUGGAGAUGAGCAGUCUCGCCGUGGAGCUGACCGUCAUCUGGAACGGCGAUUUCAGCAUUGACAACCCUGCACAUAACAAAGUCCACCUGUACAAGUGCGACGCCCAGCGUGGAAGCUGCGGUUUAUGUCUGAAGGCGGACCCUCUGUUUGGGUGUGUUUGGUGCAAAGCGGAGAGCCGCUGCACACUCAAGCAGCACUGCCUGCACCCUGAGAACCAGUGGCUGGAGCACAAUGGCAUCAACAGCAAAUGCACACACCCACGGAUCACACAGAUCACCCCGCUUCGAGGACCCAGGGAGGGCGGCACACUCGUGACCAUCCGCGGGGAGAACCUGGGCCUGGAUUUCAGAGAGAUUCAGGGUAACGUGAAGGUGGCUGAAGUGGAAUGCACGCCCAUACGUGAAGGAUACAUCCCGGCUGAACAGAUUGUGUGUGAGAUGGGGAAAGCAGAGAAAAGCCAGUACACUGGGAAUGUGCAGGUCUGUGUUGGGGUCGGAGAAUGCAGACAAGAAUUUAUGGCAAAGUCCUCCAAGUACUACUACUUUGUGAUUCCAAGGAUUCUCCACCUGAAGCCCAGCCGAGGGCCCGUCUCUGGGGGAACGAUUGUCAACAUCACCGGCAGCCACCUUGAUGCUGGGAGCAAUGUGUCAGUCAUGUUUAAGGACCAGCCGUGCACUUAUCUCAGGCGGGGCGGUCAGUGGCUCACCUGUCGCACUCACGCAUCGCUGCAUGGCAGUGAAAACGUUUCUGUGUCCGUGAGCUUGGACAAGGCCCACCUCCAGAAAGACCUGCGCUUUGAGUAUGUGGACGACCCCACCAUCACCAAGAUAGAACCCGAGUGGAGCAUCUUCAGUGGAUAUACUCCAGUGACCGUGACAGGAACUAACCUGGACGUCAUUCAGACCCCACUCAUCCGAGCCAAGUACAACAGCCACGAGACACUUAACUUGUGCCAGGUGCUAAGCCCGACCACAAUGCUGUGCCAGGCCCCGGAGCUGCCUGUCAGCCUGGCGAAGCAGCAAGAGGUGUCUGAACGACCAGAUGAGUUUGGUUUUAAACUGGAUGAUGUGCAGGCUCUGAUGACGCUCAACAACACCAAUUUUAUCUACUACCCCAAUCCUGAGUUUGAACCCCUCAGUGUGUCCGGCGUCCUGGAGCUGAAACCUGGAUCACCCAUCAUACUGAAGGGCCGGAACUUCCUCCCGCCAACCCACAGUGGCAAUGGAAAGCUGAAUUACACCGUCCUGAUUGGUGAGAAGCCCUGCAUGUUAACCGUGUCGGACACCCAGCUGCUCUGUGAGUCACCCAACCUGACGGGUCGACAUAAGGUCCUGGCUCGUGUGGGUGGUAUCGAGUUUUCCCCUGGCGUUGUCCAUAUAACAUCUGACAGUCCGCUCAGCAGCACAGCGAUCAUUGGCAUUGCUGCAGCCGGAGCGCUGCUCAUCUUCUUCAUCGUCAUUGUGCUCAUUGCCUACAAGCGCAAAUCCCGUGAGAGUGACCUGACCUUGAAGAGGCUGCAGAUGCAAAUGGACAAUCUAGAGUCACGGGUAGCUCUGGAGUGUAAAGAGGCUUUUGCAGAACUUCAGACAGACAUCCACGAACUGACCAGUGACCUGGAUGGAGCAGGAAUCCCAUUUUUAGACUACAGGACAUACACAAUGAGGGUCCUCUUUCCUGGCAUUGAGGAGCAUCCCGUGCUCAGAGACCUAGAGGUGCCAGGCUACCACCAGGAACAAGUUGAAAAGGGUCUGAAGCUUUUCGGCCAGCUCAUUAACAACAAGGUCUUUCUGCUGUGCUUCAUCCGUACUCUGGAGGCCCAGCGAGGUUUCUCUAUGCGCGACCGCGGCAAUGUGGCUUCGCUUAUCAUGACGGUGCUGCAGAGCAAGUUAGAAUAUGCCACCGACGUCCUAAAGCACCUGCUGUCUGACCUCAUAGACCGUAAUCUGGAGAGCAAGAAUCACCCCAAGCUACUGCUCCGCAGGACCGAGUCUGUUGCAGAGAAAAUGCUAACCAACUGGUUUACCUUUCUCCUCUACAAGUUUCUGAAGGAGUGUGCAGGCGAACCUCUCUUCUCCCUCUUCUGUGCCAUCAAGCAGCAGAUGGAGAAAGGCCCCAUUGACUCCAUCACAGGAGAGGCGCGAUACUCGCUCAGCGAGGACAAGCUCAUCAGGCAGCAGAUCGACUACAAGACGCUGGUGGUGAACUGUAUUCAUCCGGAGAAUGAGAAGAGCCCAGAGAUCCAGGUUAAGGUGCUGAACUGUGACACCAUCAGCCAGGUUAAAGAGAAGAUCCUGGAUGCCAUGUACAAGAACGUCCCACACUCACACCGCCUGAAAGCGUCCGACAUGGACCUGGAAUGGCGUCAGGGCCGCGGACAGCGCAUGAUUCUGAUGGAUGAGGAUGUUACCACAAAGAUUGAAGGUGACUGGAAGAGGCUGAACAUGCUGGCCCACUAUCAGGUACCUGAUAAUUCAGUAAUGGCCUUGGUUCCCAAGCAAGUUACAGCCUACAAUUCUGUUAACAACUCCACUGUAUCUCGAACUUCUGCCAGUAAAUAUGAAAACAUGAUUAAGUACACUGGAAGUCCCGACAGCCUGCGUUCCCGUACUCCCAUGAUCACACCUGAUCUGGAGAGCGGGGUCAAAGUGUGGCACCUGGUGAAGAACCACGAGCACGGAGACCAGAAGGAGGGCGACCGCGGCAGCAAGAUGGUCUCAGAAAUCUACUUGACACGGCUUCUAGCGACUAAGGGCACAUUACAGAAGUUUGUGGAUGACCUGUUUGAGACCAUCUUCAGCACUGCCCAUCGAGGGAGCGCUCUGCCACUGGCUAUCAAGUACAUGUUCGACUUCCUGGACGAGCAAGCUGACAAGCACAACAUUCACGAUCCACAUGUCCGGCAUACAUGGAAGAGCAACUGCCUACCUCUGCGUUUCUGGGUGAAUGUGAUCAAGAACCCCCAGUUUGUGUUCGACAUCCACAAGAGCAGCAUCACAGAUGCCUGUCUGUCCGUAGUGGCCCAGACCUUUAUGGACUCUUGCUCCACCUCAGAACACCGCCUUGGGAAGGACUCACCCUCCAACAAGCUGCUUUACGCCAAGGACAUCCCCAGCUACAAGAGCUGGGUCGAAAGGUACUACUCAGACAUUAGUAAGAUGCCAGCGAUCAGCGACCAGGACAUGAAUGCCUAUUUGGCAGAACAGUCACGGAUGCACAUGAAUGAGUUCAACAGCAUGAGCUCACUUAGCGAGAUUUACUCCUACGUGGGCAAAUACACAGAGGAGAUUGUGUGUGCACUGGAAGAGGAUGACGCAGCCCGAAAACAGAGGCUGGCCUUCAAGCUGGAGCAGGUGGUGGCCGUCAUGAGUCUGGAGAGCUGAGGACCGCACUUCCCAGGGCGCACUGGGAAGAGACCCCGUCAGAAACCAAGCCGUGCCUGAGCGAAGACCUGUCCCCAUCUUUUUUCCCCAUCACGUGACCUUCUCCCUCCGCCUUUCAAAGAUGAUGACUUCUACCUUGAGCCUUUUUUUCUUUCCUGCUUCCUUUUCUCCGACAAACUUUUUUUGUUCUACUCAUCCACUCUGCUGCAUAGACUAGUUUAUCUGAAAAUCUGAGGGGUGGUCUGGGGCUGAGGUUGACGUUUCCCACAGUGCAAUGCAGGGGAUCCCUCAGCUUCACCACAGGUAGCGCUUCAAGGGGCGAUUGCUGGAAACGCCGGAAACAACGGCACACCUCAGUCCCCCACCGUGAGACGAAACAAGGGGAAAACAUUUUUUGUUGCCUUCAAGAAUUUACACUAAGUAAUUCUUUAAAAACCACAACGAUGGGUUGUCCAUUUUUUUCUUGAACUAUUUUCAAAAUAGGAUAGUUAAAAGAAAAGAACAUCUCUAGAGUCCAGUUUAUUGUAGUUCUACAUUCAAAAUUUGGAAUCAAGAGGAAACAUCAAAAAUGAUGACUGCAAGCCAAAUGAAGACCUCUGAAGAAAACUAAUGCAAAGAUGGUUUGAUAGUUUACACUGUACCUACAAGCGAAACAUACAUAUCUAUGAAAUUUGGGCAGAGUCCAGGCAAACCUAGAAUGUUUCUUGUGUUCUUUCAAUGUAGCUGGAGUUGUAUUUAAGCUAAAGACUGAUGGGGUUAGGGGAGGAAUAGUGCUUCUCAGAACUUUCCUUUAUUCGAACGUGACCCGAUCCUACCCCUCUAUUGCGCAUUUUUCCUUUCCUAGCUUACAGUAAUUACGUGGCUACUGCAAAAGUUAUCUAUUAGAUUUUUUUUAAAAAAACAAACAAACAUGGAGGCCCCGACCCAAGCUGGAUCCUCUCUAAGAAGCACACAACCAACUCUGGAAGACAGUGUUUUGACCAGAAGCAGUCUUUGGCUAUCGCCACUUCUAUCCUUGUGUCGCCAUUAGCGACAGUCUAUCAAAGCACACACGCACAUGCACAGACACACUCGCAAUCAGCGGCUGCCCAGAAAUCUACACCAACCCUGGAGGAGGUAAAGGGAAGCACCAGCUCAAAUGUUCCAAGUCGGACGCUGGCUGGUUUGCCGUGAAUAACCGGGAAGGUGGACUGCUACCUAAAGGGGGCGCUGUUCUGUGAGAGAAGCACUCUUUCCCAGGAUGUUAUUUAAAGACUUUUGUGUGAAAUUGAACAAGAUGGACUUAGCCGGUCAGCCAAAAACCAAAGGAGCUUGAAAUUUUCAAAACGGUCAAAAAUGUAUUUGCGAAGUGCCACUGAGGAACUGACAAAACUGACCAUGUAAAACACAAACACUUCUGGAGCAAAAACAAAACUAAAGACUGUGAUUCGAACUUUAGGAAACCUGUGGAUUUUUUUUUCUGACCUCAGUGUGCCGAGGCUCUGCAGAUGCGCCGGUUCAAUCCGCCCGUCUCUCGGCACACCGUUCACCCAUGUGUCUAUCUCCUGACUCUGUUUUGUUUUCUGUUUUGCACAAUGUUGGAGACGGUAGCUAGCUGCAUACGGCAAAACGCCAGCUCCUGAGUGUGUAACUGUUGAGACGCUCUUGUCUGUAUUAGUGUAGUUGUCCUCAGUGGCAGCAGGGGGCGACCUUCUCUAUGCCUCAAAAAAAAAAAGCUGAUAAAGCAAAACGGGAACACAACAGGAAGCAAGCAUGAGGGCAGGAAUAACAACAAAAGACAAGUAAAAGUAGACCAGGAGGCGCCCUCCUUACAUUUUGACCUCUGCCCUUUAUUUUGCCUUGACAACGUGCCCCAUGUGGUGAUGUGAAUGUGUGAAGACCGCCCUCGGUCCACCUUGGGUCCUUUAUUGGCUUUUUAAGCGCAUGUAAAACGUAAACAAUUUAAGAAACUUAUUUAAAAAAAAUAAGAAAACUAAGCCUUGCGAUGAUGAUGUGGAUGUGUUCUUUUAUCUUUCUUUUGCUUGGAAGAAUUGAGACGGGAAAAAGUGGAUUGUUCAUGUAAUAAAAUUGUAACGUCCGUUUAAGGUGGAACCUUUAUCCAGUCCAAACACUAAUGCACAACCUCACGCCCAUGUUUCUUUGAGACAUGUUCAACACUUAAAGACAAAUAUUAUAUACCUUUGCAUGUUGAUCUAUUUGGAUGGUAUGAAAUGGAAAUGCCUUGCUCAGAGAUAUUUAUAUACUUCUACUAGGGAAUUUAAAGUGGUUUAUAAGUCAACUGUUCAUUUUGAGAUGGAAUUAGUCAGCAAAUAUCAAAUAUAUUUCCAAUUUUGUUUUGUUUUUUGGUCCUCCAUUAUAACCCAUCAGUGUUUCGUGAAACCUUGUCAGUCAUUUUAGCUUUGAAAAGCAGAAGAGGUAGUAAGUGGAGUCUUACUCCAUUGUUGCUGCUAUUACAUAUGUUUGAAGGUGCAUCUGAAUAUUCCACAGCUGCUUCAAUGAUGUCAACUGUUCAUCCCAGACCAUAAAAGUAACAUUCAGAGUGACCCAGCGGGAAAUGUACAAAGAUUCACUUGACGAGAAGCGUCACGUCUUGCAUUUUGAGUCCACUUACAGUACUGUGCAAAAAA